AUGAGCGAAGAUCACGGCACGUCUCACGUCUCUAUCGUUGAUAAGUUCGGAAACGCCGCCUCGAUCUCAGCCACUGUUAACAUGUUCUUCGGCAGCAAGGUAGUGUCGGCAAAGACCGGAAUUAUACUAAACGAUGAAAUGGACGACUUUAGCUCCAAUUACACAAAUGCUUUCGAUGUGCCGCCGUCUGAGCAUAACUUAAUAGAGUCGGGAAAGCGACCCCUGUCCUCCAUGUGCCCCUCAAUAUUUACCGACCCGUCCGGUAAUGUAAGGCUUAUAAUCGGAGCGAGUGGUGGCACCAAAAUCACUACAGCCGUGGCAUUGAUCGCCAUCAGACACUUAUGGAUGAAUGAGACCAUCAAACAUGCCAUCGAUUGGCCCCGAAUACAUCACCAGUUAUUCCCCAAUGAAGUG
Oppiella nova is the source of this 414-nucleotide messenger RNA. The record is from the annotation of a GenBank genome assembly. NCBI's taxonomy places the organism in Eukaryota, Metazoa, Arthropoda, Arachnida, Sarcoptiformes, Oppiidae.